Drepanopeziza brunnea f. sp. 'multigermtubi' MB_m1 is the source of this 1023-nucleotide messenger RNA. RefSeq lists its product as uncharacterized. NCBI's taxonomy places the organism in Eukaryota, Fungi, Ascomycota, Leotiomycetes, Helotiales, Drepanopezizaceae. The record is from RefSeq and is a predicted model, not a curated record.
AUGUCCGUUCCUUACGACACCCGGUCUAACUGGUCUUGGCCAGAGUCGACGAACAAUCUAGAGUACGAUCAUCAUCACGGUCACAAUCACGAUCACAAUCACGACGCCGACACGCUUUCAGAGGACUUCGAGGGCGAACAUACCCCACCUCCGAUCCCGCCACCUCAAAAGCACUAUGCAACUCGCACCUGUCGAAUUUGUUUAGAGGAAGUACUUCCAACACUCGAGCUUCACUCGGAUGGCAUACCUUCGAUGCUUCGCCCAGUUCCCAAGGUCUUUUACAAGUCGGAAGAUCCCAGUUUGGGUCGUUUAAUCAGGCCGUGCCACUGUCGAGGGAGCCAGAAGUAUGUUCACGAGGGCUGUUUAGAAGCCUGGAGACAUUCGGACCCAUCAUACACUGCCCGCACAUAUUGGGAAUGCCCUACCUGCAAAUACAAUUAUCGCUUGGAAAGAAUGCGAUGGAGUCGGAUAAUUACCAGUACAAUGACCCAAGUUUUGAUUACUCUUACUAUCAUGACCACCACGGUCUUUGUAUUUGGAUUUAUAGCGGACCCGAUCAUCAAUCUCUACCUGGAUCCUUAUGAUACAAUCAUAUCGUUGCCAUCUGGUGGAACGGCUUCGCUACUUGAGGAUGAAAACGCCUCUUGGAUCGAGCACUUCCUGAAAGGGUUGGCAUCACUAGGCCUGCUUGGAUUCGUGAAGGUUUUCUUCGCCAUGUCCCCUUGGCAUUGGUGGAACUUGAGGCAAACUGGUGUUCUAGGAGGCAGCGGUCGCAGAAGGGCUGGGACGGGACGUGAACGGCUCUCUGAUAUCUCAUGGACCAUUGUGAUCAUAGGUGUGAUCACUUUCCUCGCAGCGGUGUGGAGCUUCGUCCGAUCUUGGACCAAAAGAACUCUCGAGAAAGCCGGUGAUCGUGUGGCCGAUGUUCAAGGAGACGACGAACCCGAAGAGAUUGAGGAGCCAACUACGGCUGAUGCUAUGAAAACGGAGGCCACAGAGCCUGAGAGUCGAAAGACCCAAUAG